AGGGAGGAGUCCCACGUGACCGAGGGGCGGAGUGUCGGCUCCCUCGCUGCGGCUUGUCCGAGCGGGGCUGCUGCAGAGCAUCUUCUGGCUGGAGCCGCGGCUUUGUUCUUGUGCUGCCUCCCAGACCGGCUGACGUCUGGGUCCAUCCUUCGCUCCCCUCUGGCUCCUCCUGCCCACCCUCUACAUCUGAGCCUGCAUCCUUUUACCCAAAAGCUCCUUUCCAGAUCCGCCCUCGCCCUCCCCCAAACUUCUGGCCAGCGCCCCUGCCUGGUACCCUUUUAUCCAUCCCUCUCUCCUGCACCUUCUACCUGGUCCCCAUCUCCUGGCCUCCUCUUCCCAAGUUCCGGGGCGCUCCGCCCGGCCCGCACCCCUCCGGACCGGGAUUGUACCCCGCAGCCACGCGCCCAUGGUCCUGACGCUGCUCCUCUCGGCCUAUAAGCGGUGCCGCUUCUUCACCAUGUCGGGCCCAAGGCCAGGCUCUGAGCGUCUAGCGGUGCCGGGGCCAGACUGGGGCGGCGGUGCGGGCCCAUGGUGGACCGCGGGCGUCCGCGGGCCCCGCGAGGUUUCGCCCGGGGCGGGCGCCGAGGUGCAGGGCGCCCUGGAGCGCGCGCUGCCCGAGCUGCAGCAGGCGCUGUCUGAGCUGAAGGCAGGCGGGGGCGCGCGGGCCGUGGGCGCCGCUGCCGAGGUCUUCCAACUCAGUGGGGAGGCCUGGUUGCUGCCGGCCGUGGGCCGAGAAGUAGCCCAGGGUCUGUGCGACGCCAUCCGCCUGGACGGCGGCCUCGACCUGCUGCUGCGACUGCUGCAGGCGCCGGAGCUGGAGACGCUGCAGGCCGCCCGCCUGCUGGAGCAGAUCCUGGGUGCCGAGACCGUGCCACUUUUUCUCGGCAGGGACCGCGUGGCGCGCAUCGGGUUGGGCGUGAUCCUGAAUGGCAAAAGAGCGUGAGCGGUGGAGCUGGCGCGGAGCGUGGCAGGCAUCUUGGAGCAAAUGUUCAAGCACUCGGAAGAGACGUGCCAGCGGCUGGUGGCGGCCGGUGGCUUGGACGCGGUGCUGUACUGGUGCCGCCGCACGGACCCGGCGCUGCUCCGCCACUGCGCGCUGGCGCUGGGCAACUGCGCGCUGCACGGGGGCCAGGCGGCGCAGAGGCGCAUGGUGGAGAAGCGCGCUGCAGAGUGGCUCUUCCCGCUCGCCUUCUCCAAAGAGGACGAGCUGCUGCGGCUGCACGCCUGCCUCGCGGUGGCGGUGCUGGCAACCAACAAGGAGGUGGAGCGGGAGGUGGAGCGCUCCGGCACCCUGGCGCUCGUGGAGCCGCUCGUGGCCUCGCUAGACCCCGUCUCUUCGCCCGCUGCCGGUGGAUGCCAGUGACGACCGAGCCAGGGACGCGGGCCCGCCGACCUGCAGCGCCUCGUGCCGCUGCUGGAUUCGUCGCGCUUGGAGGCCCAGUGCAUCGGGGCUUUCUACCUCUGUGCUGAAGCGGCCAUCAAGAGCCUCACGGGCAAGACUAAGGGGGUAUUCAGCGACAUCGGAGCCAUCCAGAGCCAACGCCUGUUUUCCUAUUCCACCAACGGCACCACGUCGGCGCUGGCCAAGCGUGCGCUACGUCUGCUGGGCGAGGAGGUGCCGCGGCCCAUUCUGCCCUGCGUGGCCAGCUGGAAGGAGGCCGGUCAGACGUGGCUGCAGCAGAGGUUCUCCCACUACUGCGAGAGCUUCCGGGAGCAGCAGGUGGGGGACCUGCUUCUGCGACUCACGGAGGAAGAGCUCCAGACCGACCUGGGCAUGAAAUCGGGCAUCACCCGCAAAAGGUUUCUUAGGGAGCUCACGGAGCUCAAGACCUUCGCCAACUACGCUACGUGCGACCGCAGCAACCUGGCCGACUGGCUGGGCAGCCUGGACCCGCGCUUCCGCCAGUACACGUACGGCCUGGUCAGCUGCGUGGACCGCUCCCUGCUGCACCGCGUGUCUGAGCAACAGCUCCUGGAGGACUGCGGCAUCAGCCUGGGCGUGCACCGCACCCGCAUCCUCACGGCCGCCAGAGAAAUGCUACACUCCCCGCUGCCCUGCACUGGCUGCAAGCCCAGUGGGGACAUCCCAGAUGUCUUCAUCAGCUACCGCCGGAACUCAGGCUCCCAGCUGGCCAGCCUCCUGAAGGUGCACCUGCAGCUGCACGGCUUCAGUGUCUUCAUUGAUGUGGAGAAGCUGGAAGCAGGCAAGUUCGAGGACAAGCUCAUCCAGAGUGUCAUAGGUGCCCGCAACUUUGUGCUGGUGCUGUCAGCUGCACUGGACAAGUGCAUGCAGGACCAUGACUGCAAGGACUGGGUGCACAAGGAGAUCGUGACUGCUUUGAGCUACGGCAAGAACAUUGUGCCCGUCAUUGAUGGCUUCGAGUGGCCAGAGCCCCAGGACCUGCCCGAGGACAUGCAGGCUGUGCUCACCUUCAAUGGCAUCAAGUGGUCCCACGAGUACCAAGAGGCCACAAUAGAGAAGAUCAUCCGCUUCCUGCAGGGCCGUUCCUCCCGGGACUCAUCUGCAGGUUCUGACACCAGUUUGGAGGGUGCUGCACCCAUGGGCCCAACUUAACCAGUCCUUCGUUCCCAAGCCCUGCCGUGACCCCCAUUUCCGUCGUCCCUCCUGA
This is a messenger RNA of Lynx canadensis (Canada lynx), 2630 nucleotides long. RefSeq names its product sterile alpha and TIR motif containing 1 (gene SARM1). Lineage: Eukaryota; Metazoa; Chordata; Mammalia; Carnivora; Felidae. Gene Ontology annotation, biological process: signal transduction; response to axon injury; negative regulation of MyD88-independent toll-like receptor signaling pathway. Gene Ontology annotation, molecular function: signaling adaptor activity; NAD+ nucleosidase activity; protein binding. The record is from RefSeq and is a predicted model, not a curated record. Gene Ontology annotation, cellular component: dendrite.